UUGUGUCGACUAAGUUGAGUGUCGACGGAAUUAGUUAAAAUGGCUAGUCGAGCUACGAGUGUUGUUCGUCAAGUGAAACCAAUUUUAUCUAUUAAUCGAGAAGAUGCGCGUCGAAAGGUGCUUACAUUGUACAAAGCAUGGAUCCGUCAAGUACCAAUCUCAAUGUUAACUUAUGAUAUUCCCAAAAAUGAAGUAGACUGUAAACAAAAGAUACGUGAGGAGUUUAAACGUCAUGCUCAUCUUACUGAUUUACGGAUUAUAGACAAACUUAUUAUAAAGGGUCAAAUGGAGUUGCAAGAAGUAGCUAAUAUGUGGAAACCUACAGGAGGACUUAUGCAUUAUUGGAAAGAAACUUGGGAAAAAAAGCCAACUGAUUUCAUGUCAAAAUUUCUCAGUGGCCGGGAUUAAUUUAUUCUGCUAUUAGUUUACGAGAUGUAUCAUAGAAACAUGUGAUUGUAUAAAAAAAAACAAA
This is a messenger RNA of Trachymyrmex septentrionalis, 472 nucleotides long. RefSeq names its product NADH dehydrogenase [ubiquinone] 1 alpha subcomplex subunit 6 (gene ND-B14). The transcript has 3 exons. The record is from RefSeq and is a predicted model, not a curated record. Gene Ontology annotation, biological process: response to oxidative stress. The coding region runs from base 40 to 408 and encodes 122 amino acids. Lineage: Eukaryota; Metazoa; Arthropoda; Insecta; Hymenoptera; Formicidae.